AUGGUGUCCGCCGAGACCGACAAGGCUGACGAUGCUGGGGCCGUCGCCGCCUCCUCAACACCCUACGAUCCCGUCGAGAUGCCCAUCCGCACGACCAGCGACAAGAGUCUCCCCCCGGCGGGCUCGUCCCUCACGGGCAAGCAGGAGCAUUACCUGAAGCGCGAGCUCAUCUCAGAGCAGGUCAAGUGGGAGAUUAAUGAGCUCAACUCGCCCACGGCUCUCCGACGCUUUGGCGCGCCCUUCAAGUCCGACAAAGGCGAGGUCGCGCCGCACGAGUCCGAGCUGCCGGUCCUGCGCUUCAUCUUCGUCCACCACAUCCGCGACUUUCCCUUCCUCGACAAGGCCCGCGAGAAGGAGUUUUGGCAGGACAAGCUGCAGGUCUUCCUCGAGUCCUUUGCGGGAAAGCAAAUCUCCUCCUCCGAGGACCGCCUCGAGGAGACGAAACGACGCAAGCUCGCCAUCAAGGCCAGGAAGCUGGUCGAGCUGAUGAUGGUCUCGGGCAUCGGCACAACCUCCGGGUUCGAGGAACGCAUCCGAUUCUCCGAGAUCGAGAUUGUGGACAGCAACGCCAUCGACUCGGGCGUCAUGCACAACAUGCCCGAGGGCAACUACAUCAACGGGUACGACGUCAACGUGGCCGGUGUCCGUGUCACCACCACCAAGGGCAAGAUCCGCAAGCACAAGCAUGCUGAGUUCCUGCUGCGCAUCAAGAGGAAGGGCGAGCUGGAGCACUUUGUCGCGAGGCGAUACGGCGACUUUGCCAAACUUCACCGGAGGCUACGGUUGGAGCUGCCGGGCAGGCCCUUGCCCACAUUGCCCAAGAAGAACAAGUCGGAUUCUACGGCGAGCGGUCUCCUGGGCUCCUGGGGCGGUGGCGGCGGCGACGAGGACGCCGACUCGGAUGGAGAGUCCGUAUCCUCGCACGAGACGGGGCGAACAGGGAAGUCUGCGCGGGGCUCAUCUUCGCUGCUCUCGCCCAACGACAAUGGUCGUGGAAAUGGCUCGUCUGGGGCGUCUAUCAGAUCGGGAAUCUCGAGAAAGCUGGGUACACCGAGGACGUCCACCGAUGGCCGACUAGCACCACCGGGAGCGCAACCUGUCGAGGAUGUCGUCCUUUGGCGCGAGAACCAGCGAGUGUCGCUACGCGCCUUCGUCAGGUCGCUUUUGCACAACCCACAGAUUGCCAACACCAAGGCUAUGCAGGAGUUCCUGGCAGGCGAUCCCACAACUCCGACUGACGAUGAUGUGGAGGACAUUAUGCGCAGGAGGGAGGUCGACGAGAACCGCAUGGAGGAGCAAAGGAAAUUUUACGAGAUUGCUCGGAAACGCGCGGCCGAUUUGGACGAGUACAUGGAGCAGUUCCGUCGCGAUAUUGUCGAGCGGAACGGACUCACCAAGCUAUUCGCCGAAAUCAAGGAGAAGGAGACAAUCCCCGACCUCAGCAUCCAGUACCGGAAGUUUGCCGAGUGGCUACGUAUCGAGAUAGCCGCCGUCAUCUACCACAUCUUCCUGGCGGAGGACAAUUCGCCCGAGCUGUUCGCCCAGGCGAAGCGCAUCCACUCGCUGAUCCCCUACACAGUCAUCAAGAAUGUCAUUCGGAUAGCAAACCCAGCGGCUGUCAUGUCGAGCGUCCUCGAUGUGUUCCUCGCUCAGCCGUUCGGCACGCGUUCUCUUCUGCAGCGCAUCUUUUCGCUAACCCUGAACGAUGGUAUCAAGAGCUUCCAAAAGUCCAUUGACACGCUCAGCGCCAAGAUCGGGGACGAUGCUUUCACAAGCAAGCUGCAGAAGUACACCCGGGCAGAGGAUCACAUCAAGGCUGCCAUUAGAGAAGAGGCCGAGUCUGAGGAAACAGACAUCAUCGUCGUCAUCUUGCGCUCGGAUCUCCUUGAGCCAGAGUUGACCGGCGACCAGAUCCAGCGGCUCUUCAACGCAUACGUAGCCUUUAACAAUGCAGUCGAGAAUAUUGACGAGGAGCUGCGCCAGGGCGCUCAGCUCUUCUCGUAUCUCAAGCAGCUCCUGAAGCUAUGCACGCGCCAGCGCGACAAGGAGAUGAUGCUGGAGCUCAUAGAGGAGCCGACCACGCUGCAGCUGUUCCGCGAUCUGUUUACCAUCUUCUAUGAGCCCCUCGUCCGCGUCUACAAGUCCGCCAAUGUCUACAACAGUGUCACGGACUUUGCCGUGUUUGUCGAUGAUAUUAUCAAGGUCGUGGACAAAUGUCGGAAUCAGGACGCCUCUGCCGAUCCUAACCUGACCGUUCAGGCUUUCAUCGAUUUGUGCGCGCGACACGAGCACAACUUUUACAAGUUCGUCCACGAGGUGCACGUCCACGACAACGGUCUCUUCACACAGUUGAUGGGAUGGAUAGAGGGCAUCCUGGAAUUCCUGCGCAAGGGACCCGAGAACGGCAAGCUCAACAUCAACGCCCUCUUUGAGGGCGGCGUCGGUAGCGACACCCUGGACAAGGACAAGGCCAUUGCCGAGAUCGACUCGCUCAUUGCCUGGCAGGAGGCCAGGAAGAGGUGGCACAAUGACAAGACAAGGCAGAAGAUGGCGGCCGAGGGCCACGCCGGUGGCAGCAUGAUACCUGCCGGCUUCAAGUCGACAGACUUUGGCCUGGAUGGCGAGGAUCUCGAGGACAUGAACUAUGACGAUGGAUCAGAGGACGAGCAGGAGGCAGAAGAGGAAGACGAGCUGGACCCGAUUGAGGCAGAACGGCGCCGACGAGCGAAGCGACAGGAUCGACUUCGUCGUUCAGCCGGUGAGCCCGCCAAGCCACCCGUGGCAGAGGUGCACAAGCUCAAGGAUGACUUCCUGGUCAUGUUGCGCCAGGUGCUCGCCAACUAG
This is a messenger RNA of Emericellopsis cladophorae, 2844 nucleotides long. Its product is annotated as PX domain-containing protein -like protein. Bases 1 to 2844 code for a protein of 947 amino acids. The transcript has 5 exons. Gene Ontology annotation, molecular function: phosphatidylinositol binding. NCBI's taxonomy places the organism in Eukaryota, Fungi, Ascomycota, Sordariomycetes, Hypocreales, Bionectriaceae. The record is from RefSeq and is a predicted model, not a curated record.